Molecule: messenger RNA, 669 nt
Organism: Harmonia axyridis
Lineage: Eukaryota; Metazoa; Arthropoda; Insecta; Coleoptera; Coccinellidae
Product: glycine-rich selenoprotein-like
Exons: 4
Coding region: 148-471 (107 amino acids)
Biological process (GO): calcium ion transport; endoplasmic reticulum calcium ion homeostasis
Cellular component (GO): endoplasmic reticulum membrane; Golgi apparatus
Source: RefSeq, a predicted model, not a curated record
UUAAGUGCUUUUUCAAAUUCUGUCAUUGUCAUUAGCAUAUAGAUAUUAGUAUUGUCAAUAUUUAUUUCCACAUAAUUGCUGUUGUCAAGAGAAGAAAAGCAAAUUAAUUAAUUCUUCAAAAACAUUUCAGUGCAGAAUUUAGAAAAAAUGGUAUAUAUUGCUAGAGAUGGAACCGUUUGUGAAAACCCCCCUUGGGGCAUCGAUAGAAUAGGUCAAUUAUUUUCUGGACUUAUCAAUUUUGUUGUCCUUUUUUUUCAAACACUAGUUGGAUUAGACACUUCACAAAAAUCUACACAAAAAUCUGGAGGUAGUUCAUUCAGAAGUGGCGGAGGAGGAGGUGGUGGUGGUGGAGGAGGUAGACCAUUUGGACCUGGCGGUGGUGGUGGAAGUGGACCAAAAAAAUUCAUGACUCUGAGAGAUGUUAAUCCCCCAACAGUUGGAGGUUGUCCUGGAGGUGCAUGCGGUAGAUGAAAUUAUACUGCAUUCAUUAAAAUUUAUUUCUGGAAAUUGUUUUUAUAAUAUUAUAUGUAAUAUAUGGUGUUAGCAAUUAAUUGCAUUGAAUAUCAUUAUUCCAAUUUUGAGUUUAUUAUCUAAAUAAUCUGUUACCUAUAAUUUCGAAUUAUAUAUUUAUCAAGUUAUAUAUGUGAAUAAAAAAAAUUUUUGAAUCUU